This is a messenger RNA of Humulus lupulus (European hop), 1436 nucleotides long. RefSeq names its product ankyrin repeat-containing protein NPR4-like. Lineage: Eukaryota; Viridiplantae; Streptophyta; Magnoliopsida; Rosales; Cannabaceae. The transcript is spliced from 2 exons. The coding region runs from base 1 to 1428 and encodes 475 amino acids. The record is from RefSeq and is a predicted model, not a curated record. Gene Ontology annotation, molecular function: protein binding.
AUGGAGAGAACUUGUAGCUUGCUUUACAAAGCUGCAUACGAAGGUAAUGUGACCACUUUACGAGAACUUGUUCAACAAGACAGAUUGAUUCUCGACAGACUAAUCGUCAUCAACAACAAUGGUUUCUCUGAGACGCCUCUUCAUGUGGCGGCUAUGCUCGGUCAUGUAGAAUUCGUGAAAGAGAUCAUAAUUCACAAGCCUGAACUGGCCAAGGAACUCGACAAUCAACAUUUCACACCACUCCACCUAGCCUCAGCUAAGGGCCACCUGGAGACGGUCAAAGUACUACUGUCAGCUGUUGAUGACCAUGACCUUUGGUGUUAUGCUUGGGAUGGAGAAGGGAGAAACCCUCUCCACCUUGCAGCCAUGAGAGGGCGUCUAGAUGUGUUGAGAGAGUUGCUUAGAGUGGCUCCUCAAGCGGCUCGAGUCAACUUGAAUGGUCGAACCGAGACUAUUUUGCAUGUUUGUGUGAGGCAUAAUCAAUUGGAAGCUCUAAAGUUUUUGAUGAAUGUUGUGGAUGAUUACGAGUUUGUGAAUGCUAAAGAUGAUUAUGGCAUGACUGUUUUGCAUUUAGCAGUGGCUCAUAAACACAUUGAGAUGGUAAAAUUUUUGCUAACAAAUACUAAAAUCGAAGUCAACGCCGUUAAUGCAAAUAAGUUCACAGCAUUGGACAUUUUAGCACAAAGUCAAAGAACCGAGAAAGACUUCGACAUUUUAGAGUCUCUUCGAUAUGCAGGAGCUUCACGAACCAUAGAUCAACCACCCUUAUUAGCCACACAAACACAAAGGACAAUUAAUCAAACACAUCGUGUUCAUCAUCUCACACAAAACUCUCAAGAAAACAAAACAAGAAAGCCAGAUAUCUCAUGGCUAAGCAGAAAGCGAGAGUCACUAAUGGUGGUGGCGUCCCUUAUUGCCACCAUGGCUUUCCAGGCCGGAACAACUCCUCCAGGUGGUCUCUGGCAAGAUAACUCCUCCUCCACCACGGCGGCGAACUCUCCUUCUAAUGAUCACUUAGCCGGACAGUCGGUAAUGGCUUAUAAUGACAGUGAUUUUUUGUACCAUUCUUACCUGAUUUCUAACACUGUGGGGUUUGUUGGAUCACUGAGCAUAAUCUUGCUACUCGUUACUGGGUUGCCCUUUUGCCAGAGAUUCUUGAUGUGGGUCUCGACGAUAAUUUUGUGGGUGACUUUAACAGCUGUGACUGCUACUUACACCAUUGCCAUUUCGAUUGCUGCUCCACACAAUGAUACGAACAUUGUUAGUCAUGUGUUAUUGUACUUCAUACUAAGCUGGGCUGGAGUGAUGGUUGUGGUUGCACUGCUCCAUGUGAUCAAUAUUGUCAUAAAGAUUUUGAAAUGGUUGGCAAAUAUUACCAUGGUUAGAAGGAAGAAAUUUGUUUGUGAUGAUGGGGCAGCAUCACUUUGAUAUUGGUA